Molecule: messenger RNA, 448 nt
Organism: Acyrthosiphon pisum (pea aphid)
Lineage: Eukaryota; Metazoa; Arthropoda; Insecta; Hemiptera; Aphididae
Product: armadillo repeat-containing protein 8
Exons: 2
Biological process (GO): proteasome-mediated ubiquitin-dependent protein catabolic process
Cellular component (GO): GID complex
Molecular function (GO): protein binding
Source: RefSeq, a predicted model, not a curated record
AUGAACGCUGAGACGUCUCGUUACUACAUCGACAACCUGUACACGCAAGACAACGCGAAAUGCUAUCAGGCGCUCAACUUCGUCAAGAACUCCAUCAUGGGCAGCAACAGGCAGAAGGGUAUGGUCAUCGCCAAUGGCAUACUCCCCCGGCUUUUGCAGGUGUUACCUGACCAAACAAAAACACCAGAUAUCCGCCUGGAAACUGUAGUAAUACUUGGCUCAUUAGCUAAAGGAUCUGAAGAACAAGUUAAGUCACUGGUAGAUGCCAAUGUUGUGACUUAUAUAUUUAAUGCUUUCCUUAUGGACGAUGAACCAAAGUUUACAGAAGCGUGUCUUCGUUGCAUAUGUACCAUUCUUCAAUUUCCAUUUUCUGAUUAUUCUGUAGUGUUUAGUGAUGCAGCAAUUAUAAGAAAGCUGAUUAAAACUAUUGAAGAGUCUAUUAGCAACA